AUGUGCAGAGCCGUGUACUUGUUCUGCCCGUACUGCCAAUUUCGGCGCUUCUUCAUGUGGGAGGAGUGCGGCCUGUUCUGGGCGCGCUACAUGUUCAUCGUCAUUGACCAGAACAGCUUUGAGCUGCGGCCGCGGCUGAGCCGCCGCGAGGACGAGCCGCCAGCGUGCGGCCGUCCGUUGCUCGAGCCCCGCGAGCAACUCUGGCGUUUGGGGGGGUGCCCGCGGCUGCCGUACUGCCCGUCGAUGCGGAUCCAUGCCCAGCGACUCGCCGCUCAGCAGAACCAGCAGUCGUCGUCGCAGCAAAAGCCACCGCGAGGCGGCGGCGGCAGCGGCCGGCAUGCGCACAUGCAGAGAAGACACUAUUUCCCCACAACGCCGGUGAUGGUGUGCAAUGAGUCGGAGGAGGAGGCGCGACGAAAGGAGUUUGCGGCGCGGUACUUUCGAAAGAUUCAGGUACAGGUCCGGCCGAGGUCGCCCAGCGUCAAGAUCGUGGACGAUGCGGACGAUGAGAGGAGCGAAGAGGAUACGUCAAGCAUGGAGUCUGCAAAGGAGCAGUCGCGACGGCAGACGUUCUCCGCGCCAGAGGUGUUUGCGCCGUCGGGGCGGUUGAUGCCCGGCCACGGGCUCUCAGAGGGCUCCGAAAGCACGGAAAUCGAGUCUGGUUCCGAGAUGGACAGCGUCGACUGGAACGAGCAAUACAAGCGACUCUUGGUGCACAAGAUUUCUCCCGCACAGUCGGUCUGA
Cordyceps militaris CM01 is the source of this 744-nucleotide messenger RNA. RefSeq lists its product as uncharacterized. Bases 1 to 744 code for a protein of 247 amino acids. The transcript has a single exon. NCBI's taxonomy places the organism in Eukaryota, Fungi, Ascomycota, Sordariomycetes, Hypocreales, Cordycipitaceae. The record is from RefSeq and is a predicted model, not a curated record.